AUGGAGAAACAGGCCCUGCCAGCCUCCUCCUGCUCUCUGGUUCUCCUGGAGGAGACCAAGAAGAACCCCCUCCUCCUGUCUAAUGGCGGCGGCGGUUACCCCCCCGCAGCAGCUAACGGCAGCCUCGUCCCGCUAGCGGCGGCGGGGUCCGGCAGUGCUUGUGCUGGACCGGACAGGAAAGCGGGCGUGGUGACGGGGGCGGGGCCAGGAUACCAGGAGCGAGAGACGUGGACGCGGCAGAUGGACUUCAUCAUGUCCUGCGUGGGCUUCGCUGUCGGACUCGGCAACGUGUGGAGGUUCCCAUACCUGUGCUACAAGAACGGAGGAGCCUUUGCAGAGCUGCAGACGGACAUCCAGGAGCUGACCAACGACAUGGACGGAGUGAAGAUUCCCUUCCUGGAGUAUCGGACCUACACCAUGAGAGUCAUGUUCCCUGGAAUAGAAGAACACCCCGUCCUCAAAGAACUGGACUCUCCAGCCAAUGUAGAGAAAGCUCUGCGUCUGUUCAGCCAGUUACUGAACAACAAGAUGUUCCUGCUGACCUUCAUCCACACGCUGGAGGCUCAGAGGUCGUUCUCCAUGAGAGACCGAGGCAACGUCGCCUCGCUGCUCAUGGCUGCUCUGCAGGGUCGUAUGGAAUAUGCUACAGUGGUGUUAAAGCAGCUGCUGGCCGACCUGAUUGAGAAGAACCUGGAGAACAGAAACCAUCCCAAACUGCUGCUGAGGAGGACAGAGUCUGUAGCUGAGAAGAUGCUGACAAACUGGUUCACCUUCCUGCUGCAUCGAUUCCUCAAGGAGUGUGCAGGUGAGCCUCUCUUCAUGCUGUACUGUGCCAUAAAGCAGCAGAUGGAGAAAGGGCCGAUCGACGCCAUCACCGGAGAGGCUCGCUACUCUUUGAGUGAAGACAAACUCAUCAGACAGCAGAUCGACUACAAACAGCUGACUCUGAUGUGUAUCCCUCCGGAGGGCGAGGCGGGGACGGAGGUGCCAGUGAAGGUGCUGAACUGUGACACGGUGACUCAGGUCAAAGACAAACUGCUGGAUGCCGUUUAUAAAGGAAUCCCGUUCUCUCAAAGACCUCAGGCCGACGACAUGGACCUCGAGUGGCGUCAGGGUCGACUGACCAGGAUCAUCCUGCAGGAUGAAGACGUGACCACCAAGAUAGAGAGCGACUGGAAGAGACUGAACACACUGGCUCACUACCAGGUAACAGACGGCUCCCUGGUGGCGCUGGUCCAGAAGCAGGUUUCCGCCUACAACAUUGCCAACUCCUUCACCUUCACCAGAUCGCUGAGCAGAUACGAGUCGUUACUUCGAACGUCCAGCAGUCCUGACAGUCUGAGAUCCAGAGCUCCGAUGAUCACCCCAGACCAGGAGACAGGGACUAAACUGUGGCACCUGGUGAAGAAUCACGAGCACAGUGAUCAGAGAGAAGGAGACCGAGGCAGCAAGAUGGUUUCUGAGAUCUACCUGACCAGACUGCUGGCUACCAAGGGGACGCUGCAAAAGUUUGUGGACGACCUGUUUGAGACGGUGUUUAGCACCGCCCACCGAGGCUCUGCUCUCCCAUUGGCUAUCAAAUACAUGUUCGACUUCCUGGAUGAGCAAGCCGACAAACGACAGAUCAGCGACCCGGAUGUCCGACACACCUGGAAGAGCAACUGCCUUCCUCUCAGGUUCUGGGUGAACGUCAUAAAGAAUCCUCAGUUUGUGUUUGACAUCCAUAAGAGCAGCAUCACCGACGCCUGUCUGUCGGUCGUCGCUCAGACCUUCAUGGACUCCUGCUCGACGUCCGAACACCGGCUCGGCAAAGACUCUCCGUCAAACAAGCUGCUCUAUGCUAAAGACAUCCCCAACUACAAGAGCUGGGUGGAGAGGUACUACAGGGAUAUUGCCAAGAUGCCCAGCAUCAGUGAUCAGGACAUGGACGCCUACCUGGUGGAACAGUCCCGUCUCCAUGGCAACGAGUUUAACACACUGAGUGCGCUCAGUGAGCUCUACUUCUACAUCAACAAGUACAAGGAAGAGAUCCUGACGGCGUUGGACCGGGAUGGGUACUGUCGCAAACACAAACUGAGGCACAAACUGGAGCAAGCCAUCAACCUGAUGUCUGGGAGCAGCUGAGAGGAGGCAAAGGACGAAUGGACUGAUGGACCGAUGGACUGAUGGAUGGAUGGGGGGAUGGGAAAGAAGAAUGGGGGAUGGGGAAUUGAGGGCAUUUUGUUUUUCUGAACUGUUUUAACAGUCAGCUGAACUGCUCAGUGUUGGACCGAACUGACAGCCACAGCUCCGGCCCUUUACGAAUCAAUCUAUCAGCAAUUUAUUUGUCAAUUGAUUGAUCGAUUGAUUUGAAGACUGAUUAACUGGCUGGCUGGGCCCCAACUACCUCCGUUCGGUUGGUUUUUUGGGGUGGAAAAUCAGUUUCCAAACCGAUUUGGAUACAUUUACGACAUGAAUUCAACGCGUUAUUGCAAAUAAACUAACCUUCUCGAUGCAUCUGUCGGUUUGGAUUUGGAUGUAAAUUCACUGCAGGUGUAAGCAGGGAUCAAAGUAAAGGGGGCGUGGCUGUGGAAUGACCUGAAAACUAGGCUAAAGACUGUGUCAGGUUUCACCAAACAAUGGAUAUGGCGUGAGGACUGAUCGACCUGACUUCAGGAUUUGCAGCCUGGUACGGAUGCUGGGUUGAAGAGCAAAAGGUCAAGUCAAGUUUCCGUCAAAGCUAUGGACUUCACCAUGAAAGGCUUGUUCUGGUCUGAAGGAUCAAGAAACUAAGCUGUGUGUCCGAAAGUCACAGUGAAAUUGCAGCAGACUUGACCUUACCUAAAGAGCCUCAUUGUAGUCUGGACAAAUCCAGGCUGAAUAUUAAAAGGUCAAGUCGAGGCUCAAUGCAGAAAUUCGAAGCCUCUUUACUGAUGUCUUUAUUUUGGCCCCGUUUAUCCUCACCCUGAAUCCUUCGCCUUGUUUGAAAGGAUCCUGAUUAAGACGUUCAGGUCAAGCUUUAAGGAAGGAAGUGUCACAGUCCAUCUUGAACUUGUUUGCGAAGGAUUCAGAAGGUUGUUUCAAGCUUUAAUAAAGGAGAAGGAAGCAAAUAAAUUGAUGUCCCAAAAACUGAUGGCUUGGUCUGACCAUGAAAUCACUGCUUCGUCUCGAAAUAUGUGGAAUCUAGGUGGAAAAUACGGGAACUGAAUGAGCUGAGACAAUUUGACUUGACCUUGGACUGUUCAGCUUCAGCCUCGUCAGGAUCUAGAAGUUUCUAAGUUGCUGUUUUAAAUAACCACUUAAUGUUUUUUCUCUGGACAAUCACUCUGUACCACAGCACACUGAGCCCGAUGCCUACUGACCGACCAGUACCUGUGUCCAUAAACCCGUCCUCUCCUCCCGCCAUCUUUUUUUCCUUUCCUUCCCUCCCCAACUCCUCCAACUUUGCUUUACCCUUGUCCUAAUUUCGUCUAUCUUCCCCUUUUUCCAUACAUUUCCUCUUUCACCCCACUUUUAUUCUUCCCUUCCCCUCAACCCUGCUCCCUCAUUGGUCAGUCAUGCUGGCCUCUGGUCAUCCUAUUGGCCAGGAAGACUCUUUAGUAAUUUACUGCCCGACCAAUCAAGACUGUGGAAUUCACCGGAAUCGUGAAUAAUUAAACAGAAAUGAAUCCAGAAUUACAUUUUGAAUACAUUCCAGCACAGGCACACCGGCAAGGUCUGUAAAUAAGCAGGUUGACUUGCGAUAUUUUCAGAAGCGAAGAACUUCUGAAAGUGGACUGACUGGCAAUUUUCAGGACCAGAACAACCUGGAAAAUGGGGUUCUGGAUUCAGCACCAGUCAGAUCGGUGCAGAUCGCUUUAUCGUCAGACCUUGCACAUACGCCCACAUACAGCCAUGCUUUACAGCGCCAUGCUUACCGUGCCCAGGGGGAAAUACUGUGCAGAGCUACAAGCCCAGUGCCAUGUAAAGACCGGACCGGAUCACGUCAGAACUGGACCGGACUUGGACCAAACCCGGAUCAAAAACAACCUGGAAUGGGGUUUUAACCGGACCGUACUCAAGAACUUUUAAGACUUGUGGCCAUAAUUGUAAACAACAAAAAAAGAAAGAUGAUAAUAAUAAUAAUGAUAAAGUAUAAAAAAGAAUACAAAAA
Messenger RNA from Morone saxatilis (striped sea-bass), 4132 nucleotides. RefSeq names its product plexin A3-like. Lineage: Eukaryota; Metazoa; Chordata; Actinopteri; Moronidae. Gene Ontology annotation, cellular component: semaphorin receptor complex; membrane. The coding region runs from base 1 to 2124 and encodes 707 amino acids. The transcript is spliced from 15 exons. Gene Ontology annotation, molecular function: semaphorin receptor activity. Gene Ontology annotation, biological process: positive regulation of axonogenesis; regulation of cell migration; regulation of GTPase activity. The record is from RefSeq and is a predicted model, not a curated record.